Molecule: messenger RNA, 1338 nt
Organism: Cimex lectularius (bed bug)
Lineage: Eukaryota; Metazoa; Arthropoda; Insecta; Hemiptera; Cimicidae
Product: cathepsin O-like
Exons: 7
Coding region: 164-1228 (354 amino acids)
Cellular component (GO): lysosome
Molecular function (GO): cysteine-type endopeptidase activity
Source: RefSeq, a predicted model, not a curated record
CGAAAAAAUGAAAAAAUCAAUUGGGUGGACUUUUUUGCCUGUGUUAAGUUACAAAUUGAUCGAACGGCUUCAACCGAAGGGUCGACGAGGGUAUCGCGACAGGUUCUGAGAGAGGGGUUUUGUAUAUAUCGUCCGUACGGGGCUCAGUCCUCGUUCCGAACCAAUGGAGAAAUGGAAGUUUUGGUUUUCGAUCCUCGUAUUCGCCGGGCUCUGCUUUCUCGCCCUUAGAUUCACACUGACCGUGAGAAACGAGGAGAGUGAGGAGCAUCUCUUCGCCUCCUUCUUGAAAAAGUACAGAAGAAAUUACACAGAAGAGAGCGAGGAAUACAAAUCGAGGCUGGACGCUUUUAAGAAUGCUGUUAAACUUACAAAAGAAUGGAACAAUGGCAGAACAUCAGAGUUAUCAGCUCUCUACGGGAUAACACAAUUUGCUGAUAUUUUGAGCAAAGACUUUUCCAAGAAGUAUCUCAGGGGGCGCAGCCAUGCGAAAAUCCAUAAGCAUACACAUUACCAUCACCACCACCACGAUAACGUCACCGCUCAACGUAUCAAGAGAGCCAUCGACGUCGACCUUCCGAAUGUCGUUGAUUGGAGGAAUAAGAACGUGGUGAACUCGGUUAAAGACCAAAAGCUCUGCGGAGCUUGCUGGGCUUUCAGCACUGUUGGAGUUAUCGAGUCCAUAGCCGCUAUCAAAACAGGCGUCUUGCCGACCCUUAGCGUCCAACAAAUGAUAGAUUGUGCAAGAAAUGGAAAUAUGGGAUGCGUCGGAGGGGAUCCAUGCUCAUUGGUUGAAUGGCUCGACGAAAAUAAUAUAAAAGUGGUGUCGGAAUUAGAUUACCCUCUUUUGUUAAAGGACAAUGCCUGUAUAGUCAAAAAGUCUGACUAUGGAAUAAGAAUAGCAGACUAUACCUGCGAUUACCUGGUAGGAAAAGAAGAGAAACUGUUGAAAAUGUUAGCCCUCCAUGGACCGGUGGCUGCUGCCGUGAACGCUCUAAGCUGGCAGUUUUACCUCGGAGGUGUAAUCGAGUCUCAUUGCGAUGGCGCGUUGGAUAAACUUAACCACGCUGUUCAAAUAGUUGGCUACGACCUGACAUCCUCUUUGCCGCAUUACAUCGUGAAAAAUUCCUGGGGCAAGUAUUUCGGUGAAAAGGGCUACGUGAGAGUUGCAAUCGGAGCCAAUGUUUGUGGUAUCGCAUCUGAAAUAACAUCAUUGGAUGUUAUCACGUAAGCAGUGAAAGCGAAAAGUAAGAUACAAAUAAAAACUUCAAAGCAAUAAUAAUUUUUUAAAAUAAAUAAUCUAUUUUUACCCUGUACACAUAAAAAAUACAUAUUAAUGCG